Messenger RNA from Schizosaccharomyces japonicus yFS275, 5746 nucleotides. RefSeq names its product fatty acid synthase alpha subunit Lsd1. The transcript has a single exon. Gene Ontology annotation, cellular component: fatty acid synthase complex; cytosol. Gene Ontology annotation, molecular function: 3-oxoacyl-[acyl-carrier-protein] reductase (NADPH) activity; fatty acid synthase activity; magnesium ion binding. The coding region runs from base 54 to 5579 and encodes 1841 amino acids. Lineage: Eukaryota; Fungi; Ascomycota; Schizosaccharomycetes; Schizosaccharomycetales; Schizosaccharomycetaceae. Gene Ontology annotation, biological process: mitotic nuclear membrane biogenesis; fatty acid biosynthetic process; long-chain fatty acid biosynthetic process. The record is from RefSeq and is a predicted model, not a curated record.
AACCUACACCUCAAAAGGACUAGGCUUCGACGAGACUAUUUACCUAUAGAAUAAUGAGACCUGAAGUCGAGCAGGAAUUGGCUCACACGCUUCUUUUGGAGCUUUUGGCCUACCAAUUUGCAUCUCCCGUCAGAUGGAUUGAAACUCAGGAUGUCCUGUUGUCUCCUCCAUACUCAUCGGAGCGUUUGGUUGAAAUUGGUCCCAGCCCUACGCUGGCUGGAAUGGCUCAACGUACUCUGAAAAUGAAAUAUGAGAACAUUGAUGCUGCUCUUAGUAUGAACCGUGAGGUUUUGUGCUAUUCUCGCGAUAAGAAGAACAUCUAUUACAAUAUCGAGAAUGAAGAGCCUCAAGAAGUAGCUCCUGAGCCAGUUGCAGCCGCUGCUCCCACACCGGCGGCUGCCGCCCCAGCCGCUCCUGCAGCUGCCCCUGCUCCAGCCGCUUCUGAACCUGUUGCGGCAGCAGCAGAGCUUCCCGACGAACUUCCUAAGGCAGUCGACGUCCUCCACAUUCUUGUCGCCCAGAAACUCAAAAAGACUGUCGACGAGGUCUCUCCCCAAAAGGCCAUUAAGGACUUGGUUGGCGGUAAGUCUACGCUUCAGAAUGAAAUUCUCGGUGACCUGCAAAAGGAAUUUGGUAGCACUCCCGAGAAGCCAGAGGAAACUCCUCUGGAUGAGCUUGGAGCUACGAUGCAAACUAGCUUCUCUGGCCAAUUGGGUAAACAAUCUUCUUCACUCAUUUCCCGUAUGAUUUCCUCGAAGAUGCCUGGUGGUUUCAGCAACAGUGCUGUUCGUGCUUACCUGAAGAAUCGUUUUGGCUUGGCCACUGGUCGUACUAACUCCGUUUUGCUCUUGGGUUUGACCAUGGAACCUGCUGCUCGUAUUGGAUCUGAGGCAGAAGCUAAGGCUUGGCUUGACACCGUUGCACAAAAGUAUGCCUCUCGCAACGGCAUCACUCUUUCUGCACCCGCUGCCGCCAGCUCAAGUGGUGGUGGUCAGGCAGCCGUCAUUGAUGAGGCUACUUUCAAGAAGCUCACUCAAAGCAACACUAAGCUUGUUACACAGCAGUUAGAGUUGUUUGCCAACUACCUGAACAAAGAUUUGCGUGCCGGUGACAAGGCUGCUGUUGCCGAGAGAGCAGUUUCUGAUGCCCUUCGUGCUCAAUUGGACCUCUGGAACAACGAGCAUGGCGAAUUUUAUGCCUCUGGUAUAUCCCCCAUCUUUUCUCCCCUUAAGGCCCGUGUUUACGACUCUGAGUGGAACUGGGCUCGUCAAGAUGCUCUUAAAAUGUUUUAUGAUAUUAUUUUCGGUCGUCUUAAACUCGUCGAUCGUGAAAUCGUUUCUCGUUGCAUUGCUGUUAUGAACCGUGCUAACCCAGUUCUUCUUGAGUUCAUGCAAUACCACAUUGAUCAUUGCCCCUCUGACAAGGGUGCCACCUACCAAUUGGCGAAGGAGCUCGGUCAGCAAUUAAUCGAUAACUGCAAGGAGGCCAUUGAGAAGCCUCCUGUUUUCAAGGAUGUGAACUACCCUACAGCUCCAUCAACCGAAAUUGACGAGCGCGGCAACCUGAACUAUGAAGAGGUUCCUCGCUCUGGUGUUCGUAAGCUUGAGCAAUACGUUGCUGAAAUGGCACGUGGUGGUAAGGUUCCUCCUGCUUCUAAGAGUAAGGCUAAGGUCCAGGAUGACCUUGCUCGCAUCUAUCGCAUUAUUACUUCUCAGAACAAAAUGACUCGCUCUUCCAAACUGCAAGUCAAGCAACUCUAUGCCCAAGUUCUGCGCAAUCUUAAUAUUCGUCUUCCCUCUGGCAACGACAAGACUCCCGCCAAAGAAACUAUUCCAUUCUUGCAUCUGUGCCGUAAGUCUGGCGAGGCUUGGGAAUUCAACAAGACCUUGACUGCCGCUUACUUGGACGUUCUCGAGAACGGUGCCAAGAAUGGUAUCACUUUCCACGGCAAAUGCGCCUUGGUUACUGGUGCUGGUGCUGGUUCAAUUGGUGUUCAGAUCGUUAAAGGCCUUCUUGCUGGUGGUGCUCGCGUUAUCGUCACCACUUCCCGCUAUUCCCGCAAGGUUACUGAGUUCUACCAGUCUUUGUUUACUCGUUAUGGUAGCCGUGGUUCUUCUUUGAUUGUUGUUCCUUUCAACCAGGCUUCGAAGCAAGAUGUUGAGGCUUUGGUUAAGUACAUUUUUGAUGAAAAAGAUGGUCUUGGCUGGAAUCUUGACUAUAUCGUUCCUUUUGCCGCCAUUCCAGAGAACGGCAGAGAAAUUGACAACAUUGACUCUCGUUCAGAAUUGGCUCACCGCAUCAUGCUCACCAACGUCAUGCGCCUUCUCGGUGCCGUCAAGGUGGAGAAAGCUGCUCGUGGCUUUGACACUCGCCCUGCUCAAGUCAUUCUUCCUCUGUCUCCCAACCACGGAACCUUCGGUAACGAUGGUAUGUAUUCUGAAUCUAAGUUGGCUCUGGAAGCUUUAUUCAACCGUUGGAGUUCUGAGUCUUGGUCGAACUACCUCCUUAUCUGCGGAGCUGUUAUCGGCUGGACUCGUGGUACUGGUCUUAUGGCACCUAACAACAUCGUCGCUCAAGGAAUUGAGAAGUAUGGUGUUCGUACCUUCUCUCAAGCUGAGAUGGCUUUCAACAUUUUGGGUCUCAUGUCUCAGAAGAUUGUUAACAUUUGCCAAACCGAACCUGUUUAUGCCAACCUCAAUGGUGGUUUAGAGCUUCUUCCCUCCAUCAAGGAUCUCAGCACACGUCUUCGUACUGAGUUGAUCCAAACUGCUGAGAUUCGUAAGGCAGUUGCUGCUGAGGCUGCAUUUGACCACAAUGUUCUGAACGGUCCUGGCUCGGAUGCCAUUUAUCACAAGACUGCCAUCCAACCUCGUGCCAAUCUCAAGUUCGAAUUCCCUAAAGCCAAGCCCUAUGAAGCAUAUGCUCAUCUCAGCCAUCUUCGUGGUAUGGUUGACUUGGAAAGAGUUGCCGUUGUCACUGGUUUCUCCGAGGUUGGUCCUUGGGGUAACUCCCGUACACGUUGGGAUAUGGAGUGUUUUGGUGAAUUCUCUCUCGAGGGUUGUGUCGAGCUUGCUUGGAUCAUGGGUCUCAUCAAGAACUUUAACGGUACGUUGAAGAACGGAAAGCCCUACUCCGGCUGGGUUGACGCAAAGACUGGUGAGCCCGUCGAUGAUAAGGAUGUUAAGAGCAAGUAUGAGAGCUACAUGAUUGAGCAUUGUGGUAUUCGUAUUGUGGAGUCUGAUAUGUUUAACGAUUACCACCCUGAGAAGAAAGAGCUGCUCCAAGAGGUUGUUAUCGAUCAUGAUCUCGAACCUUUUGAGGCCUCUAAGGAUGCUGCACAUGAAUUCAAGUUGAAGCAUGGUGAUAAGGUUGAGAUCUUCGCAAUUCCCGAUUCAACUGAGUGGUCCGUUCGCUUCAAACGUGGUACCAGUCUGUUGGUUCCUAAGGCCCUUCGUUUUGAUCGGUUUGUUGCUGGCCAAAUUCCUCGUGGUUGGGAUCCUAAGAGAUAUGGUAUUCCUGAGGACAUUGUUUCUCAAGUUGACCCCACUACCUUGUAUGUACUUGUGUCUACUGUGGAGGCUCUUGUGUCUUCUGGUAUUACAGAUCCUUACGAGUGUUACAAGUACAUCCACGUUUCUGAACUUGGUAACGCCGUCGGUUCUGGUGUCGGUGGUAUGAGCGCUCUUCGUGGAAUGUACAAGGACCGCUGGUGUGACAAGCCCGUGCAAAAGGAUAUUCUUCAAGAAUCUUUCAUCAACAGUGCUAGUGCCUGGAUCAACAUGUUGUUGCUUUCUUCUUCUGGUCCUAUUAAGACUCCUGUUGGUGCAUGCGCUACUGCCGUUGAGUCUGUUGACGCCGCUGUUGAAAUGAUCUCCUCCGGUAAGGCUAAGAUCUGUAUUGCUGGUGGUUUCGAUGAUUUCUCUGAGGAGGGUUCCUAUGAAUUCGCCAACAUGGGUGCCACCUCUAACUCUAUCAAGGAAACUGAGCGUGGACGUACCCCUGCCGAGAUGUCUCGUCCUGCAACCACCACUCGUGAUGGUUUCAUGGAGGCUCAAGGUGCUGGUGUGGAAAUUGUCAUGCAAGCCAAAUUGGCUAUUGAAAUGGGUGUUCCCAUUUACGGUAUUAUUGGUUAUGCCAACACUGCCAUGGACAAGCAAGGUCGUUCCGUUCCUGCUCCUGGAAAGGGUGUUCUCACAGGAGCCCGCGAGUUGCAAUCAAAGUUCCCCUCUCCCUUGUUGGAUAUUAAGUAUCGUGCUCGUCAACUGAAGUUGCGUCGUCAACAAAUUUCUGACUGGGCUGAGCAGGAGUACCUUUACCUCGAUGAGGAGCUCUCUGCCAUCAAGUCUCAAGAUCCUAGUGUGAACAUUGAUGACUACCGUCUCGAGCGCGUUGCUCAUAUCAAGAAGGAAAUUGCACGCCAAGAUAAGGAGGCUCUCGCAACCUUCGGAAAUGACUUCUGGAGAAAGGAUCCUUCCAUUGCUCCAAUCCGUGGCGCUUUGGCUGUUUGGGGUCUUGGUGUCGAUGAUAUUGGCGUUGCCUCUUUCCACGGCACAUCUACCGUUGCUAACGAGAAGAAUGAGUGUGAUGUCCUCGACAGCCAACUUAAACAUCUUAACCGUUCUAAGGGUAACCCUAUCUUGGGUGUGUUCCAGAAGUAUCUUACUGGUCAUAGCAAGGGUGGUGCCGGUGCAUGGAUGUUGAACGGUGUUUUGCAAAUUCUGCAAACUGGUUACGUUCCUGGUAAUCGUAACGCUGAUAACAUUGAUGCCUACAUGGAACGUUUCGAUCAUGUGAUGUUCCCCAGUCAAGGUAUCCAAACUGAUGGUGUUCGUGCUGGUUCCGUCACUGCCUUCGGUUUUGGUCAAGUUGGUGGUCAAAUUAUCGCUAUUCAUCCUGACUAUGUCCUUGCCACUUUGGAUAAGGAUACAUACGAGGCUUAUAUUGCUAAGACAAAGAUUCGUUACCAGGCUUCUUACCGCUAUACUCAUGAUGCUCUUGUCAACAACAAUCUGUUCCGUGCUAAGGAUCAUCCUCCUUACACUGCCGAGCAAGAGAAGAUUGUUUACCUUAACCCUGAGGCUCGUGCUUACUUGGAUGAAAAGACGAACACGUACAAGUAUGCUUCUGGUAAGCCCAAGCCCAAGAAGCAACCUGCCUCCGUCUCUAAGACCGCAAGCAUGCUUGAUUCUAUGACGAAGGCUCUUGCUGGUAGCUCUCAAACCGUUGGCGUUGAUGUAGAGUUGAUUGCUGCCAUUAAUGUCAGCAAUGACACGUUCCUUGAACGUAACUUCACCGAAGCUGAGCGUUCUUACUGCUCUUCCACCCCCAACCCUCAAGCCAGUUAUGCUGGUAGAUGGUCCGCUAAGGAGGCCGUUUUCAAGAGUUUGGGCGUCAAGGGUCAAGGUGCUGGUGCUUCGUUGAAGGACAUCGAAAUUGUGGCAUCUGAGAGCGGUGCCCCUACUGUUCAGCUGCAUGGUGCAGCCAAGGAGGCUGCAGAUAAUGCUGGUGUUAAGAACGUGUCUGUUAGCAUUUCUCACGACGACAUUCAAAGUGUUUCUGUUGCUAUCGCUGAGCACUAAAUGCCGAAAAUUGACGACCUAAAAUAUCCGUUUACAUAUAAGAGUCCGAAUUCACGUCCUUGUUUAAUAUCCUAGGGGACAGUGAUGCAGUCGCUGUCGGUGUAUUUACUUGUAAUAUCUAACGACGUCAAAUAAAAAUAUCAUUUGCAUUGUCUUUUAUUAAAGAA